AUGAAAUACCUGGUACAAAAUUUAAUCAAUGCUGUUAAAAGUAAGCUAAGUUCAAGUGCAGCAUCAAAAAGAUUUAAAGUACCUAAAAGAACGAGACAUUUACAUCGUCAAAAUGCUUUGCAAAAAAUUGGCGGCCGUCGUUAUGGUUUUCUAAACGAUGAACAAGAAGAUUUUUUAGUAUGCUCAUUUAAAUUAUUAGCGGAAUAUGGAUUUACAAUCACUGCUGAUAUUUCAUUAAAAAUUUCGGAUGAAUAUUUUAAAUCUAUCGGAUUAUCAAAUAAACCAGGUCGUAAAUGGUUAAGGUCGUUUGUUAAACGUCACAAGACGGAAAUCAAGUGGAAAAAAGAACAAAAACUUGAACAAAUUCGAGCAAAAAAGUUCACAGAAGAAACUAGAAAGUCUUGGUUUGGCCUUUUAGCAUCGACCUUAAUUGAACUUGAUCUUAUGAACAAACCGUCACAAAUAUUUAAUUGUGACGAAACCGGCAAACACAUCAUUGUAACCUCAAGUACACGACACGUAUUUGAAAAAGAUGGUGAUGGUGGUAAACAAUACACUACUGCAUUGAUUGGAACUAGUGCAGCUGGUCAAGUGAUUUCUCCUUUUAUUAUUUAUGCUGGUCUACAUUUGAUGAAUGCAUGGUGUAGAGAUGGACCUGAUGGAUCACGUUAUGCUGUAACAAAAAAAGUAACGAAAUAUUGCAUAUGGCCAUUCAGCGAACAUGCCAUGAUAGAUAAAGUAGUGGUUCCUGCAUUUUCUUCAUUUUUUACUUCAACGAUCAUUAAGAAAAUACCACCGCCAACAAAUAUUCUUAUACCACGUUCAAGUUCUUCAGUUGUUCACUCAUUAUCCACCAUGUUAUCAUUAUCAGAAUCAAUCAUUAAAUCAAAUUUUAAAUCGAUUACUGAAACAUUACAUUCUGUUAGUAUGGUCCUCGAUGAUACAAAUGAAAAACAACAACAAAUGUUAUUUGAUAUUCAACAGAUUAAACCAAUUCAACCAAUAUCUCUCGAUGAUCAUGAGAUUUCAUCAUAA
Molecule: messenger RNA, 1035 nt
Organism: Rotaria sp. Silwood2
Lineage: Eukaryota; Metazoa; Rotifera; Eurotatoria; Philodinida; Philodinidae
Source: the annotation of a GenBank genome assembly